GCGGAGGCGCUAGUAUGCAUAACCGCAGCGGUAAAGGAAUAUUCGCUUUAAACUAACUACCUAAAAUCUACAUUGUUAAAGUGGGAUUUCCGGAUUGUGAAGCGAAAGCAUAGCGCUAAGUGAAGAAAGAGCACUAAAAAUAAAUAAAUAAAUAAAAAUUAAGAGUGAAACUGGUACACAAAUUUUUCCGAACCAGCGACAUCGACAGCAACAGCAACGGUUACAACUAUGAAAGCGGUUUUUAUUUAGCCAUAACGUUAAUUGGGUGCCUCAAUGCAUUACAGGCAUUUAAGUGUACACGUUUCGAGCACACAUUUUCAAUGAUAAUUGAAACACGCCCACCUAAAUAGCUAAUACAUAAAUGGAGGUGAAAAAGAAAUAAGAAAUCGCAAAUAAAAUACAUGACCGUUAAUCAGUGAAUUAAAAAUUAAAAAAAACUGUGAUACAUAAAUUUUGAACAAUACAAACCAUUGUGCUUGUGAUAUUGUGUAGAAUAUGUAACUAAGUGUCUGUGAAAAUACUCGUAUGUAUGUAUGUUUAUAUGCGCAUAAUUCCAAGUAUGUAAUUAUGUAAAAGUAAAAUAUGCUGAAACUAAAAAAAAAAGGAGUGUCUAAUCAAAACAUUUCAAAUAGUAAGACAGAUUAAAUUCACGCACUUACUAAAAAUGUGCAACACAAUGACGGCAACGGACAAAGCAACGGAAGUAACAAACGGCUCCGUUAAUAACCAACCGUAUUUCAUACAAAAUGGCAACCGGAACCUUUCAUCUGACAUGGCUGGUGACCCUUCGGAAAUUAGUAAUUUUCGACGCGCAUUACCACAAUUUUUAGCUGUAAGCGCUAAGAAUAUAUUACUUUUUGUGUAUGGUAUGACGCUGGGCUUUCCCACCAUAGUGAUACCAGCCAUACAGGGCGGUGAAGGACGUGAACCCAGUGAUAUAGUAUUAAAUAGAGAUGAAAUAUCUUGGUUUAGUUCUAUAAAUUUAAUUUGUGUGCCUUUGGGUUGCCUAUUUUCGGGUCUUCUUACACAACCGCUUGGCAAACGUCGCGCUAUGCAGUUGGUCAAUUUGCCUAUUUUGGCUUCAUGGCUACUUUUCCACUUUUCGACGCGCACUGAACAUCUUUAUGCUGCACUGUGUUUGAGCGGACUAGGUGGCGGUCUAAUGGAAGCGCCGGUAUUGACGUAUGUUGCCGAAAUAACCGAGCCCAAAUUCCGUGGUAUACUAUCAGCUCUCGGUUCAACAUGUGUCAUAACCGGUGUUUUCAUACAAUUCAUUAUGGGCUCUUUGUUGGAUUGGCGAACAAUAGCCGCUUUGAGCUCAGCUUUUCCGAUCAUUUGUAUAAUAGCAUUGUGCUUUGUGCCCGAAAGUCCCACAUGGCUAAUAAGAGAACAUCGCUUUCGUGAGGCUGUAAAAUCUCUACAAUGGCUACGUGGUUGGGUGCCAGAAUAUAUGAUUGAGGCAGAAUUCAAUCGACUUUACGAGGAAUUAAUUACACAACCGGCUUUGGAAGAAGCUUCUCUAAAUCAUGAUGAUAAGCCAUCCAAGUGCACCAGUCGUUUAAGAAUGUUUCGUAAGCGUUCAUUUUUGGCGCCAUUUUUGCUAGUCACAUUUACGUUCUUUACGGGACAUUUUUCUGGCAAGACAACUCUACAAACGUAUGCUGUGCAGAUUUUCCAUACACUAAAAGCACCUAUUAACAAAUACCACGCGACAAUUUUGCUGGGCGUUGCAGAGAUGAUUGCCACCAUAAUGUGUGUCUUCCUCAUUCAUUUUACCGGAAAGCGGCCACUGGUUAUGAUCUCUACACUUGGCGUGGGAUUUUGCAUGUUUGGAACGGCCACCUAUGCUCAUUAUGUAAAGGUGGUGCCUGGUUUUGCGGUGGACAAUGUGGUCAUAAAUGCUUCCAAUAUAGUUCCAAAAGAGAGUUUAAUAACACAAGCGAAUAUUAGUAAACUUUUCGAGACCGACUCAGAUGCCUUGUUACCAGCAAUGCCAGAUAAAUUGCUGAAUAAGCAAUUAUUGGAAACAACAACUCUGUACACAUUAGCGGAUGACACCAGCAUAGAGGUGACUACGUUAGUAGCCAAAAAUGACACCAAGGAAAUAUGGAGCCAAAUAUUAAAUCGCACCAAAAGAGAAGGGCAAGAACUUUCUUUUGACGACUACAAUGAUCAAUUAUCCUUUGUAGAAUUGCCCGGAUUGGAUUACACAGAUUCAAAUAAUACCAGCCGAAAUUCUACGCCAUUUUUUGAUCUUACUGACUCGGAAGAAGAUAUGGAAACAACAACAGCGUCACCUAAUUUGAGCGAAACAAUAACUACGGCUUCAUCAACAAUUUCUGUCGUCGAGCAUAAAGCGAACUUGCCAUCUACAGAAGAGGUCAGCAAGGAGAUAUUGCUACCAGUGCCAAAACAAACAACCAACAAUCUAGUGUGGCUUCCAUUAAUUUUAUUGCUGGGCAGCGCAUUUUUUGCACAUUUCGGAAUACGUAUGAUUCCUUGGAUACUUAUCGGAGAAGUAUUUCCAGCGCCGGUGCGCAGUACUGCUUCGGGUCUCGUCAGUGGAUUGGGUUAUAUUUUUGGUUUCUUGGCUAAUAAGCUUUUCUUGCAAAUGCUGUCAGCAUUCACUUUGCCAGGAACAUUUUGGCUUUAUUCGGCGGUAGCGUUGAUAGGCGCUUUUGUGUUGUAUUUCACCUUGCCCGAAACGGAAGGACGUACUUUACAUGAAAUUGAAGCACAUUUCUCGAAAAAAUCCAAUACUAAUUUAAUGAAGAAAUCAUGUCGCCAAGAUUUGAAUAAAACUUCUAUACAGCUAGAUAAUCUUCAGAAUUUACAAAUACCAGUAAGCGCACAAACAGAAGCCAAGAUAAUUCAGUUACAACAAAGUGAUUUUUUGCCAUACCAAUCGUCAAUUGGCGGCGAAAUCAACCCAGCGUUCGAAGAAAACACGACAACACAUUUAUAACAUGUAGACGGAAAUUGUAAAUAGGCGUUAAUUUAUAUAUGAGUAAAUUUGUAAUUUUCCAUCUGCAUUAUUUUGCUUGGUGUAAAUAAGUAUUAUUAUUUGUAUAAUUAUGUAUGUAUGUAGUUAACAUUGCGAAUAUGUAUAAUGUACAGGAAUGAAAGUCAUUAUUGAUCUGAAAAAUGUUGUGCAAAAAUAAUAAUAAAAAUAAUAUUACAGCUUUCGUUAGUUAA
Messenger RNA from Anastrepha obliqua, 3195 nucleotides. Its product is annotated as facilitated trehalose transporter Tret1-2 homolog. Gene Ontology annotation, cellular component: membrane. Gene Ontology annotation, biological process: transmembrane transport. Gene Ontology annotation, molecular function: transmembrane transporter activity. The coding region runs from base 665 to 2965 and encodes 766 amino acids. The record is from RefSeq and is a predicted model, not a curated record. The transcript has 9 exons. Lineage: Eukaryota; Metazoa; Arthropoda; Insecta; Diptera; Tephritidae.